AUGCCACUGGUAGAGCCCACCACACUAGACGAUGCGAUCGCAAGUGCGCGAAAACUGGAAGCUGGAGAAUACUAUACCGGCAGAAGAAAGGAGAGUAACCCAGCUAACGACACCAUCAGCAGCCUAACGAGACAAGUGCAAGAAAUGUUAUCAAAGCUGACUACGAUAAUAAGAGAGAAGGAAAAUACUAGAAACCAGAGUUACCGACCCACCGGAUGCUUCAAUUGUGGAAGACAAAAACAUAGAGCCCGUGAAUGCCCCGAGCCGCCAAGAAGAAUACCACCACAAGUUACCAACCCUCGUGACGCGAACCUUUGCGAAGUAGAGAACAGCGACAACGAAGCUUACGUUGCUACUAGAUCACGACACCAGCCAUACACUGUUAACCGUUCAAAAAAAGGUGAAAUGAGUAAGGAACCUACUGGAAGAACUGUGAACCAGCCACGACAAACAGAACAAGCACGACCGGCACAACAGGAAGAGCGCAUCCAAUCAACACAACCAGUAGAAAUGUUGAUCACGGCGGAACCUGCAAAAGAGAAAGUUAAGAAUGCCACGCCGCGAGUCAAGCACCAGAGAGGACCGUCAGUAGUAGACCAAGCAUCCCUAUACAACCACCUGGAACAAGUAUUGAAACGACCUAUCAUCAUCCCCGUGGAAGUUGACUAUGUGGAAGACCAGCCCCAACGAACCUCAGCAGCUAGAUGUAAUAUGAAAAUAAGAAACAAACCAGUAGUAGCAGUAUUGGACUCUGGAGCAGCAGUGAGCAUAAUGUCAAAGAAAUUGCUUACCAAGCUCGGACUACAGAUUUCGGAACCAUCUAAUGCUGUUGUCGUCACCGCGAACAGAACACGGGAAAGAGCUUUAGGAAAGUUGAAGGACGUAGCACUACAACUAGGAAGAAUCACUGUACCAACAGACUUUCAAGUUAUAGAAUCUAUGGAAGAAAUGAUACUAUUAGGAAUGAGUUGGUUUAAGAAGUUACGUGCCCGCCUAUAUUUCGACGAACACAAAUUGAUCAUUACCCACGAAGGAGAAAGCAUAGAGCUACCUAUUCACCAAGAAAAAGAAGAAGAAGAUCUAGAUGAAGUAGAAAGUUAUUUGACCGAUGAUCAGGAGGACUUAUAUACCAACCCAUGGAUCGACGAGCAGAGCCCGGCAGCAUAUUUGAUGACGAUCGAAGAAGUUCCGACACCCGAAGAAACCGAACGACCCAUACAACCUCUGAAAGGAGUAAUAGAAGAAUUAGUAAAUGCCGAAGAGCCAAAGAAGAAAGAAGAAAUAGGAGACGAAAGCUUAAUUAAUUAUUGCCAGAUGGAAACGCGACCUAUCAGAGAGUUGCGAUAUUGA
This is a messenger RNA of Acaulospora morrowiae, 1350 nucleotides long. NCBI's taxonomy places the organism in Eukaryota, Fungi, Glomeromycota, Glomeromycetes, Diversisporales, Acaulosporaceae. The record is from the annotation of a GenBank genome assembly.